This is a messenger RNA of Belonocnema kinseyi, 1280 nucleotides long. RefSeq lists its product as uncharacterized. The record is from RefSeq and is a predicted model, not a curated record. Bases 1 to 1272 code for a protein of 423 amino acids. NCBI's taxonomy places the organism in Eukaryota, Metazoa, Arthropoda, Insecta, Hymenoptera, Cynipidae. The transcript has 4 exons.
AUGACGAAGCACCGAAUGCACUACAGAGAUUCAGCGAUUGAAAAGGUAGUUCUACCACGACAUUUAGGGUAUAGGGGCGUUGUAAAUGUCAAAAAACUGUUUGAGUCACAAGAUGGGGUCUUGAAUAUCAAGGCAAAAACCAUGAAGGAAUUUGAAAUACAAUGGAGGCAGAAAGCCAGCCAUGGCAACCACCCCAACACGUUUGAUCAAAAUAAAGUGGGUAGUGAAGCAUCUAAUAUUUGGCUAAGAAAGGGUGUUCUGUAUCCAGAGAGGGAAGGAUUCGUUAUUGCAAUACAUGACAAGGUUGUCAGCAGCAGGAAUUCUUGCAAACACGUGUUGAAUCGAGACGUGGUUGACCGUGAAUUAAAUGCUUCUGAAAAUUGGAAUGAAGGAUCGGACCCGCGAAAUCGGUAUAGGCAUUUUCUUGACAGUGAAAGACUUCACGAAGAAGCAAAACGACAAAAAUAUUCACUAUUCGCAGAAACAUCACAACACGGGCAAAUGCAAACACAUUCACAAAAUCUACAACAUACACAUCUACAACAAUCAGGACAACGUGGAAUGGCGACAAGAAUGGAACCAGACACGCGACUUACGCUAGGUCUACCACAAUCCCAUGAACUAGAUGAACGCCGAAAAACCCAACUACAAAAGAAACUACAAAAAGAAUUCCCACUUGCUAGGAUUGAAGUGCACAAGGCGCCAGUAAUAAUUAAGUGUUUUCACCAGCAAAUUAGGGCUUAUACAGCAAUGAUUAACUUUUCAACUAGAGCAGUCCUUUGUGAAAUUGCAUCCGACCCUCCUAUCAUUUCUUUUCUUCCUUCUGCUGCACAUCGAAAAGCAAAAAACGCGUAUGCUACCUGUGAUUGUCGUAAUUCUAACAUAAUAUGUAUCGCAUAUUUAGAUGAAACAGGAAAAAUUUUCGGAGUGACGCCUCCACCACAAAUUGGCACUAAAUUUCAACCAGAUGAUCCAGCCAGACUAAUUCCUACUGAACUGAAGCCAUUUAUCACUUGCAAGAACCACGAAUAUCAACUGACAUUAGAUCCUCAUUCGCACCAAGUGAUAAAUAUAGAACUUUUGCCUAAGAAUAGGCUUCCAACUGAUAAGGAUGGAAAAAUUAAAAUUUUAACGGACAACUUUAUAAUUUGUUGCGGCAUACGCUUUAAGGGUUACAGAAAAUCAAAAUCCAGACUUGCUGGAGCUGAGCUCUACCAAGACGGGAUACCGCAAAAACUGUUCAAUAGUAAAUAUGUGGUAAUUGUUGGAUAGCCAAAGUU